UGCCGUGUUGUUCCCCGGGUGGGCGAAGCCGGGGCGAGGGGCGUGCAGCGGCGGAGGGUGCGGAGGCGGCGUGAGCGAAGUGACCGUGCGUGCAGAGUGGGGCGAUCGCUUAGUUUAAAAUUGUAGGCCGGACUCGCCAUGCCUACUGUCAGCCUAAAGCGCGAUCUGCUCUUCCGAGCUCUGGGCCGGCCCUACACGGACAGAGAAUUUGAUGAACUAUGCUUUGAAUUUGGUCUGGAACUCGAUGAAAUUACAUCAGAGAAAGAAAUUUUAAGUAACGAACAAGGUAAUUAAAAGGCACAGGGGGCCUCUAAUGUUGUUCUCUACAAAAUUGAUGUCCUUGCCAAUAGAUGUGAUCUCCUGUGUCUGGAAGGAUUGGUUCGAGCACUUCAGGUCUUCAAAGAAAGGAUAAAGGCUCCAAUGUAUAAACGGGUAAUGCCUAAUGGAGAAAUCCAGAAAUUGAUCAUCACAGAAGAGACAGCUAAAAUACGCCCGUACUCUGUUGCAGCGGUUCUCCGAAACAUAAAGUUUACUAAAGAUCGGUAUGACAGCUUCGUUGAACUUCAGGAGAAGUUACAUCAGAACAUUUGCAGGAAAAGAGCCUUGGUUGCUAUUGGUACCCGUGACUUGGACACUUUGUCAGGCCCAUUUACUUAUACUGCGAAGAAACCUUCCGAUAUCAAAUUCAAGCCUCUAAAUAAGACCAAGGAGUAUACAGCCUGUGAACUGAUGAACAUAUACAAGACUGACAACCACCUUAAACAUUAUUCACAUAUAAUUGAAAAUAAACUUCUGUAUCCGGUUAUCUAUGAUACCAAUGGUGUCGUCCUUUCAAUGCCUCCAGCCAUCAAUGGAAAGCAUUCCAAAAUAACAGUAAAUACUAGAAAUGUAUUUAUUGAAUGCACAGGGACUGACUUUACUAAGGCAAAAAUAGUUCUUGAUAUCAUUGUUACCACGUUCAGUGAAUAUUGUGAGAAUCAAUUUACAGUUGAAGCAGCUGAGGUAGUUUUUCCUAAUGGAAAAUUACAUACCUUCCCAGAACUGGCUUAUCGAAAGGAGAUGGUGAGAGCUGAUCUAAUUAACAAAAAAGUUGGGGUCAGAGAAACUCCAGAAAAUCUUACCAAGCUUCUGACCAGGAUGUGUUUAAAGUCAGAAGUCAUAGGCGAUGGGGAUCAGAUUGAGAUCGAAAUCCCUCCGACCAGAGAUGACAUUAUCCACGCCUGUGAUAUCAUAGAAGAUGCAGCUAUUGCUUAUGGAUAUAACAACAUUCAGAUGACUCUCCCGAAAACAUACACCAUAGAUAAUGAAUUUCCCCUAAAUAAACUCACAGAACUCCUGAGACACGACAUGGCAGCUGCUGGAUUCACUGAGGCACUUACCUUUGCUCUGUGCUCCCAAGAAGAUAUUGCUGAUAAACUGGGUUUGGAUAUUUCUGCAACAAAGGCAGUCCACAUAAGUAAUCCUAAAACAGCUGAAUUUCAGGUGGCACACACAACCCUUCUUCCUGGCCUCCUAAAGACCAUAGCUGUGAAUCGGAAGAUGCCCCUUCCUCUGAAACUGUUUGAAAUCUCUGACAUUGUAAGAAAAGAUUCUAGCAGAGAUGUAGGUGCAAGAAACUACAGGCAUCUAUGUGCUGUUUAUUACAACAAGAAUUCUGGGUUUGAGAUAAUCCAUGGGCUUCUGGACAGAAUCACGCAGCUACUUGAUGUGCCUCCUGGUGAAAAGAAGGGAGGAUACCUGAUCAAAGUGUCAGAAAGCCCUGCAUUCUUCCCCGGGUGAUGUGCUGAGAUCUUUGCCCGGGGUCAGAGCAUCGGGAAGCUGGGGGUCCUUCAUCCUGAUGUUAUCACCAAAUUCGAGCUGACCAUGCCCUGCUCUUGCGGGGAAAUCAACACUGAGCCCUUUUUGUGAAGAUGGGUCUAUGUUGUGUGGUUCUCGCCCCGAGGGUCCCUCUCUCCUCCCAGGUGCCCUUUAGUUGUCCCCACAGUAAGUCAGUCCACUUGUACUUGUGCAUUAAUGUUGAAUAAAGUAGAAAGUAGUGUCUGGCUCCGUGGGUGGUACUGCCAUCCCCACGUCAGGCCAGCUUGUACUACACACGCACACACACACGCACACACACACACACAAAAUUGUAGUUAAAGCUCAAUGCGGUGAUUUUGUGUGACGUCCAACUGAACGCCUUUUUAAACCAUGGUCAGAAAAACUUGUGUGACUUAACGGAAUUCUCGAAGUGUUUUUUCACUCUGCAAAGUUCGAUAGAAUUCCUAGCAGUUUGGAUAUAUUUUACCAUAGUUCUUUAACAGCUAAGCUCUCAGCAGUUAUAUUGACUUGAGUUUCUAUCGUAGUGAAGUUGAAAGUAUUAGCCUUGCGAGGUAGCUGAGGGAUUCCUUUUUUUCUGUAUAGAUCCUUACAAUCAAGCCAGUGAAAACAUUUUCAUUUUGGGGUUGGUAGAUGCAGACUAUUACGUUUAGAAGGGAUAAACAACAAGGUUCUGCUCUAUAGCACAAGGGACUAUAUACAAACCCUCGGGAUAAACCAUAGUGGAAAACAGUAUUUUAAAGUAAGUAUGUACGUUAUAACUGAGUCACUUUGCUGUACAG
Balaenoptera acutorostrata (minke whale) is the source of this 2597-nucleotide messenger RNA. RefSeq names its product phenylalanine--tRNA ligase beta subunit-like. The record is from RefSeq and is a predicted model, not a curated record. Gene Ontology annotation, biological process: phenylalanyl-tRNA aminoacylation. Gene Ontology annotation, cellular component: phenylalanine-tRNA ligase complex; cytoplasm. The transcript is spliced from 2 exons. Gene Ontology annotation, molecular function: magnesium ion binding; RNA binding; ATP binding. NCBI's taxonomy places the organism in Eukaryota, Metazoa, Chordata, Mammalia, Artiodactyla, Balaenopteridae.